AUGGCGGCAUCAACGGCGAUGAAAUGGGCUUGGGAAAAACUUGUCAGGGGCGAAUUCAUCAAUGCAAGAAGCGGUUGGGCUUGGCGGAAGCGUACUCCUUACGACCUCACUCAACGAAUAAUAUUGAGCCCUGCUGAGGCCAUUGUUCUAAUGCUCUGUCUAAGGAAACAAGGUAAAGGUCCUUUUCUCGUAGUGUCUCCGCUGUCUGUGUGCGAUCACUGGAUCUCGGAAGUUACUAGGUUCUCAUGUGGAACGUUGAAUCCUAUUGGUUACUACGGGGUUGAAAAAGAAAGGAAAGCUCUGCUCAAGGAAAUCAAGAAACUUCAGCGAAACUCCGUGUUUAUUGUGCCCUAUCAUGUUUUUCGUGAUGAUUCGGAAAUAAUCGCCAAGCUUGAAAAGAAGUCAAAACUUACUUUCGAUGUUGUGAUCGUCGAUGAAGCACAAGCUAUUAAAAACUCAGAAACUCAGCUUGCCAACAAAUUGAAGCCAUACCGAGGUUACGCUUGGUUUCUGCUCAUGACUGGAACCCCAUUACAAAAUCACUUGGGCGAACUAUACUCUUUGCUCACUUUCGUAGAUCCUAAACGUUUUAAAGACAGAAUUUCUGCCAAGGAAGAUUUUAUGGAAUUGUAUAAAAAAGACGAGAAAUUGUCCGAGUUAAGAAAAAUCCUCUCUCGAUAUAUGAUUCGGCGUACAAAAGAUGUCGUGUGCAAGGAGCUGCCAUCAUGUGAACAAGUGAUCAUUUACCACAACAUGACCGAACUGCAGAAAAAAAUCUAUUUGGACCUAAUAUCCGAGCAUUAUAGUAAGUUUGAAUCGUUUUCCGAUUUCAUUUUCAAAUCCUCAUUUUUUUUCAACGAAUUGAUGCAUUUCUCGGUCAGCAAUCCUUCUCUACUUCCAAAUAACGCCAAGAACCGAUCCCCUUGGGAACAAAUGCUUGGUGACAGGUGCUAA
Molecule: messenger RNA, 954 nt
Organism: Haemonchus placei
Lineage: Eukaryota; Metazoa; Nematoda; Chromadorea; Rhabditida; Trichostrongylidae
Source: the annotation of a GenBank genome assembly